Messenger RNA from Venustampulla echinocandica, 975 nucleotides. RefSeq lists its product as uncharacterized. Gene Ontology annotation, molecular function: ATPase activator activity; protein-folding chaperone binding. Gene Ontology annotation, biological process: positive regulation of ATP-dependent activity; protein folding. Gene Ontology annotation, cellular component: cytosol. The coding region runs from base 1 to 975 and encodes 324 amino acids. The record is from RefSeq and is a predicted model, not a curated record. Lineage: Eukaryota; Fungi; Ascomycota; Leotiomycetes; Helotiales; Pleuroascaceae. The transcript has 4 exons.
AUGCUCCACAAUCCGAACAACUGGCACUGGGUGAAUAAAGAUGCCUCGCCCUGGGCCAGACAAUGGUUGGAGAAGAGCAUCAAAGAGAUCAAAGCCGAGGAAAAUGGCGUUACCGCCCAGUUGGACAAGGUCAUCAGCAUGGAGGGCGAUGUCGAUGUUAAUCAACGGAAGGGAAAAGUCAUUACCAUCUAUGACGUCAAGGUUGUGAUUGAGUACUCAGGCUCGACCAAGGACGUUGAGGAUGUCAGCGGCACCAUCACUAUCCCUGAGGUAGCACACGAUACUGAAGAAAAUGAGUAUGUUUUUGACAUAGACAUCUACUCGGAUGCAAGCUCCAAAGCACCAGUCAAAGAAUUGGUCCGCACAAAGAUCAUCCCACAAUUGCGAAAGCAAUUUGCAAAGCUAGGCCCAGCCCUGAUCGCUGAGCACGGCAAGGACAUCCAGCACGCACCGGGCUCCAACCCUUCAAGCGGUAUCUCCACGCCGAAGUUGCACCAACCAAGCUCAGCAUCUUCCCAACCCGUAACCACCUCCAACCCGUCCAAGACUAGCACCUCAGUCAACACCACAACCGUCACGGAUACCGAAGAGUUUCGCGCCCCAGCAUCUGAACUCUACCAAACCUUCACCGACCCCCAACGGAUCGCAGCCUUCACCCGGGCUGCUCCAAAACUCUUUGAGGGCGCCAAGAAAGGCGGUAAAUUCGAGCUCUUUGGCGGCAAUGUAUCAGGCGAAUAUCUUGAGCUCACCGAGCCCACCAAGAUCGUGCAAAGCUGGCGAUUGGAUCAAUGGCCAAAAGGUCACUUUUCUAAACUCGAGAUUAGCUUCGACCAGAAUGAUGUGGAUAAUGUUACGGUUAUGAGGGUUAGCUGGAGCGGGGUUCCUGUUGGACAGGAGGAGGUUACAAAGAGGAAUUGGCGCGAGUAUUACGUUAGGAGCAUUAAACAGACGUUUGGGUUUGGAACGAUUCUGUGA